AUGACUUCCGAAGAGUGGUACGGCGCUAACAUUAAAUACCGGGCACCGUUUGUUCCCGUUGCCAAUCGGUCGAUAUGGACGUUGAUGAAUUUUACCGUUUACUUUUGUUCCAAUCAGGACUGUGACAAAACAACCGAACAGUAUCUUACCAGAUGGAUUUCGGUGUUGCACAGACAAGUUUCAAUCUUCACUGAAAUCGAAAAAUCCGUGUACCAUCCGGGAGAAUUGGUCCGUAUACGAGUGAUGAGUUUGACACCAGAGAUGGUCAGUCCAAACUUUCAGUUGACAAAGUAUCCCUCAAAGAAGCUGGUUUUGCAAUCCAACAGCGGGAAAUUACAACUACUACCACUGACCGCAGAGGAUGAAAGCGCCUUGAAUACAGUGAAGUGCAGUGAAGUUUUUGUCAUAAAUACUGCUGACGAGCGCGUGAAAAUGUGGCGUGACGUUUCCUUUCUGGAGGCCACCGAUUUGCGUUACUAUUUGCCCACAACAGCACAGAGUGGGGAAUGGACCGUAGGGGCGACUGUGUUUGGGAAGACAGAAACAGCGCACUUUCAUGUACAACGUCACAUGUUCUCAUCUCUUAUGGUUACGAUCAACCCCUCAGAAAAUCUAACAGUGGAUUCCUCACAUGCCUUGUUCACAGUCUGUUCACAUCGUACAAACGGACAAACCUCCAGGGGAUACGUGAGAGCUCAGAUCUGUAGAUGCCCCCGUCCUCGAGAUAUGGAAGAACAAAAGCGGUUAAAGCAGGCAGUUUUGGCGAAGAAUUCCUGUCCUUUUCGGUCCCAAACUCCUGCCAACACAAGCGGCUGCAUCGAAGCCAAAGAAUGGUUGCAGUUGGAUGGAUGUGCCAAAUUUGACCUUCAAACCAAUAAACUGGUACAAGACACUUCGACGGGUUCGAAAACGGACCAGCUGUUGUUGAUUUGUGCUCACGCGGCUGAAGGAGAACUUGCUGACGCAAAGGGAACCAGGUGCGUGUUUGAUAUUGGUCGGAGAGAGAGAAGUGCCCAGUUAAAGUUAACCUUACCGUCUGUGUACAAUCCCGGGUUACCAACUUCAGGAACGGUUUCUCUUUUCCCUCCUGGGGAGGGACAAGUGUGGUUGGUAUGGGGAGAUGCAGAAGAUAAUCGAGAAUUGCAAGCCAGUGCAAUAAAGUUGAACGUCACAGGCCAAGCUUCUUUCGUUAUACCACCACAGAAUUUGCCAAAGACUCUCUACGUGGAAGCCGUAUGCAUCUCGCAGGACUACGCUAACUCUUACUCUCCGGUCAGAGGAUACAACGGAAAUGGACCAAAUACACUUAUGACCCGUGCAAUCGUAUCACGAUCAACAGAUUCUGGAAACGUGACCCUGCAAUUGUGGCCAACGGCAAACUCUGCACAGUUUAAUUGCUCAGGUAAGCUAAAACUACUAGUAAUCUCCAACAUUCCGUUGUGGAACAAAAUGUUUGAACUUCAAGCUAAUGUUUGGGGUAAGGUGUUACACUUAUCCGUGCCUCCUAUAACAGCUAAACCUGAUGACUGCGUGGAUCAAGAUGGCAUUUUGGGUCACUAUGUCUGUGUACAUUCACAGGGGAAUCAAAUAAGUUGUUUACCCGGUUGGACAGGACCUGAUUGCAUGAUAACCAUCUGUAAGGCCCAUUGCUAUCCUUUAGGUGGCAGAUGUGACUUUAUGGAGCGCUGUGCCUGUUUUGAGGGCUGGACAGGAGCCAACUGCGAUGUGUGUGUACAAAGGAAGGGAUGUGUGCAUGGGAAGUGUGUCAACGGCAGUGACUGUGUCUGUGAUGAUGGAUGGGAAGGUGAUCUCUGUGACGAAGUUCAAGCUCACGGCUAUUCCUCGUAUACGAAGAAGCAGUAUCUCCCCCAUCCCACCUUACGUAAAUCCGGGGAGUUUAACCAACCGAAAAGGACAAUUUUCACACGAUUUUUUGAGUUUGAGCUUAGUAAUGAGUGGAGGGACGCUACAACGCCGGUACUUUAUUUCUACCAUAGGGACAAAAAUAGUGUAAAGGCAGUUGCCACAACUUUUGACAUGCCACAAACUGAUGGAUGCUCAGAACUCGGCGAGCCUCAAUUCUAUAAGAAGGAGAUACAACUUGAUAAAAAACAUACGUAUGCCGGACAAGCUGUGCAACUGACGAUCCAAAUGUGCGGCUCCAGUGCACUACACAGUAGAUCAAGCGUCGGACACAAAGAGCAAGUCUGCUUCAUGCAUGCAUCUGAAACAAUAUCUAUUAAAUACGAUAGGUUGGCUAGAAUACUGUUUAGCUACACAAAAACUGAGCUACCCCAAGUUACUGGCAUGUAUGAGAGUGUGGGCAAUACAAAAGUACUUGGCACUUCAGGGAUUUUGCUGCUAUCUAGCACAGGUAAAGAAUCCUAUAAUGAGGUAGGAGACGAGAAUGUUGAGGUUGACGAUGCAUCGGAAGCGCCCAAUACCAAGGCGAAUGCGAUUGCAUCGCUGAUGAGUGAAUAUCCUUCGAAAAAUUGGCUUUUUGAAGUCUGGCAUUUGCGACAGUGGAAUGUUAACUCAGUAGCUUUUUAUGGAUUUCAAAGAAAUAUUACUGCGCCAGAUGCUGCCGCAACCUGGCAAGUAUCAGCCGUCUGUGUUACCGGAAGUUACGGUUUGUGGGUUUCGCCGCCACAGACGCUAACCGUCGUCAGGCCCUUUGCUGUCUUAACAAGUGUGUCAAAGCAAGUGAAACUGACAGAAGACCCUUACAUUUCUAUUAGUGUCACUGCGAUGCAUCAUGACUUGUUGGAAUUGAAAUGCAUCCCAGUCACUGUGACAUCGACCUCCAACGUCACCGAUUGGAUAACCUUAGGAAGUUACGAGUUUACCGAAUGUGUGUGUCCUGGAGAGACACGAACAUUUGUACUCGGGCUGCGUCCACUACGGCCCGGUAGGCUUGAAGUCACAGCGAGUGUGCACGCUGUGUUUGAUUCGCCUCUGUGCUCUCUGAAUGACCAGCAAAGCUACCUCAUAUCUGCUGAUCACGAGCACUUUAUGGUUGUCUCUGAAACGAUCCGCGUUCUACAGGACGGUUACCCUCAACACAAGAUUUUCGGAGACCUCAUCUGCCUUCAUUCCGGUAAUGGUAGCGUUGAGAAAAUAUUUUCAUUCACUUAUCCUGAAGACAUUGUUCCGGAUUCCCUUACAAUUAAUUUGUCAUACGUGGACGAGUUAUGGGGUAGAGCACUACUCAAUGUUGGCCAUCUUGUUGCAUUACCAACGAGUGGCGCUGAUCAAAACCUACUCUCCGUAUCCAGCAGUUUGUUUCUACUGGAUUAUCUACAAUCCACUAGAAUAGUGAACUUCAAACAGACAUCACUACUUGUGCAGGACACAGUUCGACACAUAUAUGCAGGAUUCCAGAAGCUGCGUAAAUAUCGGCACUCGGACGGGUCGUACUCUAUGUUCGGAGAGUCUGACGGAGAGGGGAGUACCUGGUUGACAGCCCAUGUGUUGCACACAGUGGCUGCACUGCGUGAUGUAAACGGUGAUCUUGUAAGGGACUGGAAGCUGUUGUUCAACGAGACUAUCCAGUUUCUCAUAAAACGUCACCGUCCUGAUGGGUCGGGUUGCUUUGAAGAAAGAAGCCGGCUGACCAACCCAAAAAUGCAGGGACGUUUAGAGGACAGAAGCAAACAAUAUCAGGAAAUGGUGUUAUCGGCAUAUGUUCUGUCGGUUCUUUACGAAGUGGGUCCAAAUUUGGAGGGGUUCCAAGUUCCUUCUUACAUUCCAUCGCUAAACUUGGGCAUCAAAUGUCUACGUUCAGGACCCCUAGGCAUGAUGCUUAGUGAGGGAAGAUUUGAUGAAAUUCCCACCUACGACCUAGCUAUGAUUACAAACACGAUGACUUUACUUCGUUCAGGAGAUUCCUUUACAACAUUCUUACUGAACGAGCUGUUAGAUCGCAAACGUUCUGUAAAAGUCAAAGGAGAAAGGUUAUAUACUUACUGGAAAGCAGGACGGAUCACGGACAAAUAUAACUCCGAUGGUGCAGUUGCAAUGGAUGUCGCGACAACAAGUCUUGCCUAUAAAGCUCUGGUGAACACCGGUUUGAAGUUCCCAGAGUUGUUUUCCAUCGCCCAAUGGCUAUCGACACAGCAAACCCUUUACGGCGGAUUCUAUUCCAUCCACGAUACAUCCCUCGGUUUGGAAGUGAUUGCCAAGGAAGCGAAACGUUUGGCCGUACACCGUACACUCAACAACCUGACAGUAGAAGUAUAUAUGGAACCAUAUGGCUCUUCCUGGCAGAUGGAUGUGACAGAGAAUAACCGUCGGGUUGUGAAUCAGAUUGAGGUUCCGGUCGACAAUUCCACCAUCCUCAACUCUUCCCGGUGGAUUAUGUCAUCUGCUUCUGAAUCUAGAAGCGACUGUCUGUCAGUCCAAACACUGGUGCAAUAUAACAGUUACGCAACAAACAACUCACAUGACUCAGUAUAUCAGCUUUUCGUGGAAAUUGAACAGGGUAAGCAGACGUCGGCAACUGUAUACCCAGUGGCGAAUGUCACAGUGUGCUUCCGUCCGUCCCUUGCAAUGCGUCCUCAUGAUUCCGGAAUACUUCUCCUCCAAGUUAGCAUGGUAAGUGGCUGGCUUCCCGACGAAAAAAAGCUGUUACAAUCGGUUGGAACUAAAGAAGACUCUGUGAGAAGCGUAGAAAUCGACAAAGAUGGAACUGUCGCAUUCCUAUUCAACGGAUUUACGGUUGCUGAGGCGAAUGCUCCAAGCCAAAACGCUUGGUCUAAUCUUACACGAUGUGCCCAAGUGAAUGUGAGGCAGACUGCAUAUGUAAACAACACGCAGCCUGCACAAAUAAAAGUGAUGGAAUAUUACUCCCCCGAAAUAUCUGCUUGGACCAGUUUCUCACUGAAUAAUUGUGAAUCUACCUGGUUAUCUCGGGUAAACCCGCAAACAAACCUGAGCACAACAGAGCUACAGAGCUCCGCUUCCAGCACGGCGAGUACAUUUUCAUCGGUGUCAGCCACGUGUGCUGCCUGCGACUUAACUGAAGAAAAGAAGAAUACACUUACGGAGAAUAUUUAUAAGGGGCUAUGUAUAGGACACAACAAAGCAUGUUUGUUGGACAUACUGUCAGAAGAUUAUGAAGAGUAUAAAGUAACAGUUAGUACAGCAAGUGCAUUUGAUUUUCCCAGGAGCUGGAAUGCCACCCUUAAAAUGUUGGGAUGCUUGUGUGCAGCCGCGGUACCCGGAGAACAACUGCUGAUUUUCUCCGCCUAUCCUCUGCAAAUCUAUCCGGGUGACCUUGAUGUGUUCCUCAGAAAAACGCAGCCGUAUAUCACUGUGUUACCUCUCUCAGAAGUUUUAUCACACAUGAAAAGGGUUCUAGCCUACUGGGGUUCGUAUUCAACCAGAACUGUGGCAAGUGGUGCCAUAAGUUCCUGGGCUCCUAGUGAUGUGACAUUUGAACACAUGAAAUCUUCUUACUGUGAGGUGGUGAGGCACAUAAGCACCAAUUCAUCGAUUUGA
Molecule: messenger RNA, 5499 nt
Organism: Dicrocoelium dendriticum
Lineage: Eukaryota; Metazoa; Platyhelminthes; Trematoda; Plagiorchiida; Dicrocoeliidae
Source: the annotation of a GenBank genome assembly